AUGGAUCAAUCUUCCAAUCCUUUGACGUUAGAUGUUAACCAAACGACCAAUCAAAUGAAUUCCACUGACACUACUACACUUCAGACUCGUCAUCGGAAUUUUAUACUUGGGUUAUCCGCUACUUCUUUUAUUAUUGGAGUUACCGGUUCAUUGUUGUAUGCACGACGGAAAACAAAAUCCUUUCAGUCAGACUUCUCAUCAAAAAGUGUUAAACUAACUGAAUUGGAAGUACUAAAUAGAUAUAAACGAGCUAGUUUUUUUUCGAUACAAGCAUUUACAAUUGGUACAAUUCUUUGCAUUUCAGUUGGAGGUUUAUGUGCAAUUGGAGUUGGAUCAAUUCUUGGUGUUAGUAGCCUUAAAGAAUUUCACGAGAAAAUGAAAGAGACAAUACCAAAGUAUACACCAGGUUUACGGGAGUCUAUAAGAAAAUCCGAACAAGAUGAAUGGAAAAUUUUUCAAAAAGAAUUGGAA
Molecule: messenger RNA, 471 nt
Organism: Dentiscutata erythropus
Lineage: Eukaryota; Fungi; Glomeromycota; Glomeromycetes; Diversisporales; Gigasporaceae
Source: the annotation of a GenBank genome assembly